AUGAUGGUUUCUGCCUCUGUCCGUUGGAAAUCCGAUGGAAGUCCAGUGGACGUCCAACGGACACAGAAUUCCGGCCAGUCCAACCAUUUCUUGCUUCUAAGUAGUUUGAGUGGACUUUCACUGGACUUUGCCUGGACUUGCAGCGGAAUCCAGUCAUGUCCAACGGACUCCGACGGUCUUCCGACGGACUGUCCACUGAGUCCAUCGGAAAUGGCAGGGUCCGAUGAAAAACAAUUUCUUGCCUACCUUGCUGUCGCUGAUGCUCUUAAUGCCAUGCGCAAGGUUAAGCAGUGGCCUGAAAGAGCACCUACUGAGAAGCAUGUUAUUGAACUUUUUAUUGGGAAAAGCCAGUGGAACAAUGUUUGGCGACCAAUCUUCAGUAGGGCUUCUCAGCACUUUCCAGACAUGGUCAAGUGGCUACAAGGUGAUGCUGACAGCAAGACUGCGGAGGAGCUUUGGGGGAUAGAGGGGAAGUACAAUCUCAAGAUGUUGAAGGAAUGGAUGGAUAGAGGUGGAAAGCCCUUGAAAGGGAAGGCUAGAGCUGUUGAAGAACCUGUUGCUGAAAGCUCAUUGAAGGGAUCGGAGAAAGACAAGGAGAAGAAGAAGAAGAAGAAGAAGAAGAAGUCAGAUAAAUCAGAUGAAUUUUUAGUUAAGCCUCAUCCUUAUACUUUGGCUACAUCACCUGUAAUCUGGCUGGUUAUGUGGUUUGCAUUGGUUCCUGGUGUAAUGGCCACAGGCUCAACAACACCAUUUCCUGAUAUCCCAUUUCAGGCUUUUAGUCAAUUCAUUUUGACAACAUUUAACCCUGAAAUCUCACUGGAAACUGUUCUGCUUGUCUUUUUUUCUUUAGUGGAAAAUCCAGACUUGCUUAAUUUACAUGCACGUCAGAAACAUCCAAAAGUCCUAAAUGAAAAGAAAAUUAUUGCAUCAAGUUGGAUGAAAUCACUGGGCCGUGCAUUAAAUGAACGACUGGAUUCAGAUCUCUCAAUGCUAUUUCAAUCAAAUGAAUUUGUGCAAAAUUCAUGGGAAACUGCACUAGCUCUCAAGCUAGAUGCAUUUUCAGAGCUUCUUGGACUCACACCUUACAAACAAGGUGUUUUCAAUAAAAAGCUGCAGAAAGUUUCUCAAAAGGCUAUUGAGCCCAUACAAAUCAUCUGUCCUAUUGACAUGGAGUGCGAAACUGCCUCAUGUAACUCCCGACAUAUUGGAGUAUAUACUCGUCAACAUGAUAUGCCUCUGGUGACUUUGAUUCGAGGAUCUUCAAUUUACAAGAAUGUUGGUGUAUUGACUGGAGAGUGCAAUCAGACAGAAACAUUCCUGAACUCUGCCAAAUACCUCCAAAUUGGAAGCAAUAUUUGGGUUGACACUAUCUUUUCAAAUGCUCUGCUGAAUGGCAUGUACUCAUUUCAUGCAUCUGCAAACACCUAUACACAAUAUUGGAACAAUAGCUUUGGAACUAUUGACCCUCACAACACAUUCAAAAUUAGUCGAAAACAAAUUUGGCAAGCUUUUGUACAGCAUUCUAUUAGAGAUGUGGCUUCAACUUCAAAUACUACAUUUGAAACUCAACCUAAUAUUGCUAUUGAUGACUUGACUCAACAUGCCUUUGCUGUUCUUGGUAAGAAUGGUGAAAUACCAGGUGCAAGAGAACACACCUGCUCUGAUUGUACAAAGCCUUUCAAACAAACAAUGCAGGAUACAGAGCGCAUUCCAGGUACACUUGAUGUUAAUAUGAUAACUUUGGAUGGUGUUGUUAUGGGUCCACAGAUUUGUGCUUUUGACAAUUGUACUAAUGACCUUCUUAAUGCUCGUGGUGGUGCACUCUGUGCAACACAUGAAGCGUUACUUGCAAAUAAAUGUCGCUUGGUUGGCUGUUCUAAAGAAAAGAUACAAGGAACACAAGCUUGUAAUGAGCAUAUGGCUGACUGGAAGAAAAGUGUUCAAGAUCGCAGUAAAGCCACUAUUAAUGGUAUUCGACGUGUUCUUCAAUGUCCUGGUGAACAUCAAGAAUGGCAAAAUAUUCCUGAUGCUGCUAUUCAACAGCCACAUGAUGAUGAGAUUGAUGCAAAUGAGGCUGAAAAUCCUCAAGCCACUAUUAAUGAUAUUCGACGUGUUCUUCAAUGUCCUGGUGAACAUCAAGAAUGGCAAAAUAUUCCUGAUGCUGCUAUUCAACAGCCACAUGAUGAUGAGAUUGAUGCAAAUGAGGCUGAAAAUCCUCAACCAUCAAUAAAGCGAAAGACAUACUUCUCACCUAAUCGUUCAUAUUGUGUUGAAACAGCAUGUGCACCAUGUGGAGUUGUCAUUGCAUGGACCAAAUUUCCAAAAUCUGAAUCUCCAACUAAUAUUCUUAAUUGGCUUGAUGAAAUAUUUCCUAACAAGGAGGAUCGACCUGCUUAUAUAUGCAUUGAUAAAGCAUGUCAAGUCUUCAAGACAGCUGUUGGAAGUACAAGGUGGAAAGAUUGGACAGACACAACUCGGUUUAUUGUUGACACAUAUCACUAUAACAAUCACCGUGCCACAGAUGAAAUUUGUCGAAAAUGGUGUAAUCCUGCACCAAAAGAUGGCAGUGCACCAAAUCUUGUGGGGGAAAAAGUUGAUGAGGAUGGAAAUCUUAUACAGUGGAGAGAAUUUAACACCCAAGUCUGUGAACAACUUAAUGCAUGGCUUGCUGGCUAUGAAUCCAUUUUAAAGCGGAUGUCAUCAAAAAACUUCAAUUGGUUUAUACAUACUAUGCUCAUUUACCAUGUCAAGCAUGUCCUUGCCAAAAUGGCAUCUAUGAAGGGUGAUGGAUCAACAGAUGAAGAAAACAGUGAUGAGGAAAGCAGUAAUGAAGAAAGCAGUGAUGAGGAGGGCAGUGAUGAGAAAAGCAGUGACAAGGACAGCAAUGAGGAAGAAAGCAAUGAGGAAAGUGAUUCUACAAAUAGCAGUGAUCAUGAUAUGCAUCUUUCAGAUUAA
This is a messenger RNA of Laccaria bicolor S238N-H82, 2955 nucleotides long. RefSeq lists its product as uncharacterized. The record is from RefSeq and is a predicted model, not a curated record. Bases 1 to 2955 code for a protein of 984 amino acids. Lineage: Eukaryota; Fungi; Basidiomycota; Agaricomycetes; Agaricales; Hydnangiaceae. The transcript is spliced from 6 exons.